CUCCAAACUUUACCUUUUCUCGGAACUCGCACAGAUUCUCUCUCUCCUCUCCCCCACCACUCCCCCUUUUCUCUCUCUAGAAAAUCCCAGAAAAACUCCACUUUGUUCUGUUCCUAACAAACCUCUGUUUCAACAACACUCACAUUUUAGUGGUCUGUUGAAUGUGAUUGCUUUUUUUUGUUGUUUUUUUACAUUAUCUCGAGGGAAUGUAAGUUGGAAUUCUUGUCUGGUUUGUGGGUUGUCUUUGAUUGCUUGGUUAAUUACGAUUUGGGUUCAUGGUUGGUUGAGUUUUGACAUGAUUUGAAGUUAAUGGAUUGAGUUUUGUACGUGUAUAUUGUUGCUGGGUAUUCUUGAAGUUGGCGUUUUUGUACAUUGUGAGUGAGUGAAAUGGAGGAAGGAUCAGAAGUUCGGUUAGUUCGUUGCCCUAAGUGCGAAAAUGUUCUUCCUGAGUUCCCUGACUUCUCUGUCUAUCAGUGCGGUGGUUGUGGUGCUAUUCUCAGAGGAGCAAAGAAGGAAGCUGUGAGUGAUGGCUUGUCGGAGAAACCCGAUGAGGAGAGGGGGAAAGGGGGUGCUGAGAAAGAGUUUGGUGUUAGUUUAGAAUGCAUUUCUGAGUUGGAAAGCGAUGGGCUUGAACAUGGUAGGAAAAGAGAGAGAGUUUUUUCAGAAAGAACAGUUAAUUUGAUUCAUAGUUCUUCACCAAGAACAGAAAAUAGGGAGUUUUUAAACAAUUUUGAUCAAAAUAAUAGAAGAGAGAACAUGAAUUUGAGGGGUGAUCAAAGUAAUGGAGAUGCAGAAGCCGGAUAUUUAAAUGAUAGAUAUUCAAAAUGCCCAAUUAGUAAUUUGGUUCACGGAAAUGAUCAUGAAGUGAACACGUAUAGGAAGUGGUUUGAAUCUGGUGAUUCGUGUGUGGAGAAUGAAGUCAAGAAAAUUAAACCCCCAAAUGAGGACUUUGCGGGUUCAUUGAGAUCAAGGCCAGUUAGGGAUAAGAGGGGUAUGGAGAGAAAUGGAUUGGAGGCAUUCUACGGGAGUGGUAGAGGUGUUGCAGAAUGGAGGAGGUUUUCAGCUUUCCCUUAUCCCGAUGAGGGACCUUCAAGUUAUUGGCCUUGUUCUUUCAAUGGUUAUGCUGAGCAGAAAAGGAUUUGCCGUGAUGAAUUGGAUGGGCCCGGAAGAGUUGAAAAUUGGGAAUAUGAUCGAGCUGAGCUCCUUAGCAAGCUCGAUGAGUUGAAGGAUCAACUUAGCAGAUCAUGUGAUGUGAAAGAGAAACCAACGGAAAAAGGUCCUGUUGAUAGGAUGGUGGCUGCCCCUCCACCACCACCUCCACCGCCGCCACCACCACCACCUCUACCUACACCUCCACCCCCGCCCAAUUAUUAUUAUGGACAUAAUUCUUAUGCGCAAUCCUUUGCUCCGAAUAAAAAUGUUAUGGAUUAUUGGAAUCAUAAUCAUGGACCUGGUCGUUACAUCAAUGGUGGCAUUUUGGAUAUGCAACAAGACUUCUAUCCUCCUCCUCUUCCAAGGAAUGCUCCAAAUGAAUGUUUGGGAUAUGAGGGUCCCUAUAUGCCACAAAGACUUAGGAGGCCUCCAAAUCAGCCACCACCUCAAUCCUUGAAUGAGCCUUAUCACGAUCAUUUCCCUGGACAGCAUGUGGAUUUUAAUCAAAAUACCCUUGCAUCACAUCGACAGAAAACCUUUUUGCACCACUCUACAUGCUCUUGUUUGCAGUGCAACAACAAGAAUUGGCAAAUGCCACCAAAAGUCCCACACCCCAAUCCUAUGUUCCACCAUCGUGUAAAUUCUGUUGUAUAUGGCCCACAGGACUAUAAUUCUAGAGUUGCUUAUCCUCCUCAUCUGCGCUCUCUCAUUCGGAAACCUCAGACAAGAAGUUCAAGUGACUUCGAUUUAGACAAUGGUCCUGGUCACCGGCAUUCAAGAAGGGUGGUGGUUGCCCAUGGAAGUGAACGGGUUUGUCAUCCCAUAGCAGGUGGUGCCCCAUUUUUUACAUGCUACAGUUGCUUUGAGUUACUGAAAUUUCCAAGAAAACUUGUGGUGAUGGGGAAGAAUCGAGAGAAAGUGCGAUGUGGAACUUGUUCUGCAAUAAUCUUGAUUGGGUUUGAAAAAAAGGGGAUUGUUGCUUCAAUUCCCACACAACUCACACAAGCUUCUGUUGAGGGUGAUGAUGUCUCUGGUGUGACGUUGAAUGAAAAUCUUCAAAGUUCCCAUCAUUGUUUGAAUGCUGGUACUACAAACUCUUCUUCUGAUGACUUUGAUAAUUCUGGUUAUAACUUUCAUUUGACAGAUUGUGAACCCAUUGUCUUGUCAAGGGACCGAAAGUUAAACUUCGGUGAAUCCAAUGAAAGACAGGGUCACCAUUCUUCUUCUUCCAGUUUUUCAGAGGAUGAUCAAAGCCCGGAGUGUGUGAUUUUUCAGACUGAAAUUGCUAAUCUGCCUUCAAAAGAUGAUGGGUCUCUACCACUUCCAGAUUCUCCUCGUCAGAAAGAUCCUGAUAAUGCUUCUUCUAAUUAUGUAGUAAGCAGAUAUGAGAUGGGAAACAAAAGUAAACGUAACGGUCAAGAGAAGGUGAUCAUUGGAAGGAGUACCUCACAACAGAAUUUUGUAAAAGAUGUUUCAAUGGAAACUGAGAUGGAUGUUUCUUUUAAUGAAGUUCUAAAUAGUGCCGUGUCUGAAGACCCUGAAGAGGUGAGCAAAGAAGAUCGAAUUGGGAUCAACAAGGGGGGUGAAUCUUUUUUUGCAGGUCUCAUCAAAAAGAGUUUUAAAGACUUCUCGAGAUCUAACCAAAGCGUGGAGAUGGGAAGAUCAAAUGUUUGUGUUAAUGGCCAACCUAUAUCAGAUCGUGUAGUUCAGAAGGCUGAAAAGAUGGCUGGGCCUAUUCAGUCUGGAAACUACUGGUAUGAUUACCGAGCUGGAUUUUGGGGUGUGAUAGGCCAGCCUUGCGCUGGCAUAAUUCCCCCACUUAUUGAAGAAUUGAAUUACCCAAUGCCAGAGAAUUGUGCUGCUGGAAACACAUGUGUUUUUGUGAAUGGGCGAGAACUUCAUGAGAAAGAUUUAGAUUUACUUGCUGGCAGGGGCCUGCCUACCACAAGAGACAAAUGUUAUAUUAUCGAGAUUUCUGGUAGAGUUUUAGACGAGGACACUGGUGAAGAACUAGAUAGCCUUGGCAAACUUGCUCCAACGGUCGAGAGAGUAAAGCACGGAUUUGGCAUGAAAGUUCCAAGAACGCUUGCGCAAUGACCAGGUGGUAUCCUGUUAUCAUUCAUGAGAUCAAUGAAGCUGUUGCCAUUUGGAAAAUUGGUAUGUGUUUAGUAGACGGAUGUACCGUUGAAAUUUUGAUGGAUGCAAAGUUAAUCUUUUGUUGUUUAACAUUUGUUGUAUUUGUAACAAAAUUUUCCAUGAAAAAUUAAAUGUGUUGUUUAUACGUAGCAAUAUCUCAUCUUUGUGGGUAAAGGCCAGUUACAUUGCCCA
Molecule: messenger RNA, 3480 nt
Organism: Camellia sinensis
Lineage: Eukaryota; Viridiplantae; Streptophyta; Magnoliopsida; Ericales; Theaceae
Biological process (GO): regulation of defense response to fungus
Source: RefSeq, a predicted model, not a curated record